AUGCUGAUACUGUAUAGUUGUCCGACCUUAUCUUCUAAGACCGUGCUCACGGCCAUCCCCAUCCAAAGUACACAGUAUACCAAUGAUAAGAAAUACCUAAUAAUGUCAGAUUCUUUAAGAAAUUUAAUCAGCAUAUAUAAUUUAAACAAAUCCCAACCAGUUAUCAGCCAAAUAAUUAAUGAACUUAACGAACGCAAUAAUAAUAUAUAUCUCGCAUGGAUCCCGGGACACUUCGGCAUAUCUGGCAACGAAAAAGCUGACUUAAAAGCUAAAGAAACUACAAAUACCUCCAUUUUUGAAACAUGUCCUAACAUAUCACACCUUGACUUUCGAAAUUUCAUUAAAUUCAACCAUAUUGAUGAAUGGCAAAGCUUCUGGACUAAUUGCAAUAAUAACAAGCUCAGAGAAAUAAAGCAAACAGUACUACCAUGA
This is a messenger RNA of Macrosiphum euphorbiae (potato aphid), 432 nucleotides long. Lineage: Eukaryota; Metazoa; Arthropoda; Insecta; Hemiptera; Aphididae. The record is from the annotation of a GenBank genome assembly.